This is a messenger RNA of Patella vulgata (common limpet), 2054 nucleotides long. RefSeq lists its product as uncharacterized. The record is from RefSeq and is a predicted model, not a curated record. Gene Ontology annotation, molecular function: protein binding. Gene Ontology annotation, biological process: intracellular signal transduction. Lineage: Eukaryota; Metazoa; Mollusca; Gastropoda; Patellidae. The transcript is spliced from 4 exons. Bases 634 to 1836 code for a protein of 400 amino acids.
AAUUAUCCUUUAUUAACUCCCUUUACAACGGAAAUCCAGAGGUGUGGAAAAGGACUUUUAUUUUUGUCGAACUACUUAAACUUUUUAUUACGUUUAAAAUGAAUACAUUGAAUGGAAACAACGUAUAUUAUUCAACAUUAGGAAGACAUUUAAAGCAUGAACUGGGUGGUGUUGAAUUUAAAUUAUCUGAUAAAUUAAAACCAGGCAAACAGUUUAAGGAUUUGAGUGACAUAGUAGCUUUGAAAUGUAAUAGUUUCGAAAAGUACAAUUAUAAUUUUGAACUGGAGAAGAGUGUAUUGGAUGACUUUCAGAUUCAUGAAAUGAACAAAAUAGCUAUAUCUAACUGAAUUUUUUCCUGCAGGAAUUAUUUAAAGACCGUCUUCUUAUACUGUUGAUAUUUCUUUUAUGAAACCAUGCAUUCUGCGUGAUGACUAUAAUUCCUUAAAAAGAUUGGCAGAAAUCAAAAUGAAACAUUAGAAAAUUUUUGAAUCUCUUGUUGGGUUGCAUGCAUUCCAAUUUAAAUAGGUAAAUAAAGAAACUUAGGAAUACUCAUGAGAAAAGGUUAGUUGUGAAUCUCCAUUGCUUGCAUGCAUUCCUAUUUAAGUUUGUAAAUAUUGAAGUUAAGGAAGAAUAAUGAGGAAAGGUCACAGUGCUUUAAGUGAUAUGUUUUAUUCUGUGAUAGCUGGUGGACGAUAUGGCUUAGAGCAAUAUCUAAAAAGGGGAGGUAAUAAAAACAUACAGUGCUCAGAAGGAAAAUCAAUUUUAAUGUAUAGUAUCCAGUGUGAAGACCGAAAUUUAUUUGAUUUAUGUUUGAGUGUUGGUGUAGAUAUGUGUUUGCUGGAUGUGAAACAAAAUACAGCUUUACAUUAUGCAGCUAUUUCCUCUGAUAUUUAUUUUCUUUCCCAGCUUCUAAAAUAUAAUGUCGAACUAAAUCAUCAAAACUAUCAGGGAAAUUCUCCACUAAUGUUAUCUGUCAUCAAAGUACAGCCGGAAUCGACUAUAUUAUUAUUAAACAAGGGAAGUAAUCCAAAUAUAACCAAUAAAGAUGGGAAUACUGCUCUACAUUUAUUAAUUAUCGAUAAUCCUAAUUCACAUAAUCUGGAUAAUUCAGAUUCAAAAGAACAUCUUCCUUUGUUGCACGCCUUCAUAAAUCACCAAGCCAAUUGGCAGAUUUCAAACUUUGGUUUUGCUGGUGGUUCAACUCCGUUGUUGUGUGCUGUUGUUAAUAAGGACCUAACAUUAGUAGAUAGUAUUUUAUCAUGUAUAGACCCUAAUACAUUUAGUACAGAUUUACUACAACUUUACCGAAGUAAAAACCAGUGUUAUAAGGAAGUGUUAUUAUUAAAAGGUGUGAACCCCUGUGUUAAAAUCGACAAUAUCUCUGUAAUAGACAUCAUAUUAACUUCAGGAACUAUAAAUGAUAUACAUUGUAUGCUUCAAAAUUAUGCCAGUGCCACAAUGAGUAAUACAGGGAAUGAGUUAUUAGAGUAUUGUUUUGGGACAGACGUUAAAAAGUUACCUUCUGUGCUAAUAAAUAUAUUAAUUAAAUGUGGUCUACAGGUAACACCUAAUUCUUCUUUUAUCAAAGUAUCUGGCAAACCUAGAUUAGAAUUAGAUGAAUUGUUAUCUGAUUCCAGUCUUAAUAUACCAGUUAGUUUAAAAAGCCAGUGUAGGACAGUAAUUAGACAAUACCUACACAUUGGUUUACAUGAAAAGACUUUUCAACUGCCGAUACCACGAAGUGUUAAAAGAUAUAUUUUAUUUUUCAAUGAAUUCAGUUGUAAAUACAGUUAUAAUGUCAACAAAUAUUUGAAACAUAAAAUGAUUUUGAAAUGAAAAUGUACAGAUAGUUCCAAAAUAUACUUCCCACUAAUUCCCUUUUCAAGGAUAGUUUAGAUCAGUUUUAGAAUAGACAACAUAAUGUUCCAUCAUAAUGUCUCAUGCCAAUGAUCUACCAGUAUUUAAAUUUUACAUUUUAUGUUUUGUUUAAUGAUAAAACCUAGUCCUGAUUCAUGCUUAUAGGUCUUUUUUACUUAAUAAAAUUGAAAAUUAAA